UCCAGUCUUGCGGAGGCGAAAGAAAACUUCUGAUUCCCAUCGGUGGUUUUUAGCAAGCGCCUCCUCUCAUCAAAACGUCGAAUCAAACCCCAACUUUCACAUCGCAUUCAGACGAAUCCCAGUUUAAGAAUCUACCGGUUCUAUGGCGGAAACCAAAUCAAAUUCAUCGUACUACUCCUCAGACGAGGAUGUAAAAGCACCAAAUAUAUUUGAAAGAGCAAAGGAAGAGAUUGAAGCUGUGAUUCAUACCGCGAUUCAUAAGGAAACUAAUGGAAAGCAUAAAGAUAUUGAUGAAAACACCCCACUGGAUGAUGUGAAAGCCCCCAAUGUGUUUGAAAGAGUAAAGGAGGAAAUUGAGGCUCUCGUUGAAACAAUCCAUCAAAAGAAAGAGUCCCACGCUCAUGAUCAUGAAAGGGACUAUUCUGACAAGGAACAAACGAAACAUGACCAACCAGAAAAUGGUAAUGAGAAAUCAUCAAACCAUCACCAUAAAGAAACUCAUGGGAGAAACGACGACAUAGAUGAAACCACCCCACUAAAUGAAGUAAAAGCCCCCAACGUGUUUGAACGAGCUAAAGAAGAAAUCGAAGCCAUCAUCGGAACUAUCCAGCCGAAUAUUGUCGGAUCGAACGAUUCCGAUCCCUCGUCGAGGGACGAAGGAGGGUUCAGACAUUGUCUUGGAGCGGGGCUGGAAAAUGUAUGCCAUCCUUUUGGUAACAAGAAAGAUUAAGGCAAAAAGUGUUGCAUGUUCUGGUUCUUGUCAUGUUUGUUUCCUGGAAAUGGUAUUGAAACGUUAUGA
This is a messenger RNA of Hibiscus syriacus, 799 nucleotides long. RefSeq lists its product as uncharacterized. The transcript is spliced from 4 exons. Lineage: Eukaryota; Viridiplantae; Streptophyta; Magnoliopsida; Malvales; Malvaceae. The record is from RefSeq and is a predicted model, not a curated record. Bases 143 to 730 code for a protein of 195 amino acids.